UAAAAUAAAAACCGUGUCAUUGACUCAAAUCAAAUGUCAGUGUCAUGUCAUGUCAUUUCGGGAAAAUAAUAGCUUGUAUAAAAUACGCUUUGUAAUUUGUGAAAUUGUAAAAUAAAUAAAUAAGGAAAGUUAAUAAAAAUGUCCGAUAAUGACGAUGACUAUAUGUGUGAGGAGGAGGAGGAUUAUGGCUUGGAAUACUCUGAAGACAGCAACUCGGAGCCAGAUGUUGAUUUGGAGAAUCAGUACUACAAUAGUAAAGCACUUAAGGAAGAUGAGCCUCAGGCUGCUUUGCUUAGUUUUCAAAAGGUCCUCGAGCUCGAAGGAGGGGACAAAGGCGAAUGGGGCUUCAAAGCACUCAAACAAAUGAUCAAGAUAAACUUUAAACUGGGUAACUUUACGGAAAUGAUGUCACGUUAUAAACAACUGUUAACAUACAUCAAGAGUGCUGUAACUAGGAACCACUCUGAGAAGUCAAUCAACUCCAUCCUGGAUUACAUCUCUACUUCUAGAAAUAUGGAAUUAUUACAAGACUUCUAUGAAACCACCCUAGAAGCUUUAAAAGAUGCGAAGAAUGACAGAUUAUGGUUCAAGACAAACACAAAGCUAGGAAAACUGUACUAUGAUAGAGGAGACUUCAAUAAACUUGCUAAGAUUCUCAAGCAACUACACCAGAGCUGCCAGACUGAUGAAGGCGAGGAUGACUUGAAGAAAGGCACACAGUUGCUAGAGAUAUAUGCCCUUGAGAUUCAAAUGUAUACUGCACAAAAAAACAACAAGAAGUUAAAGGCCCUGUAUGAACAAUCUCUGCACAUCAAGUCUGCUAUACCACAUCCACUGAUCAUGGGUGUUAUUAGAGAGUGUGGUGGUAAAAUGCACUUACGCGAAGGUGAGUUUGAGAAGGCUCACACAGACUUCUUUGAAGCGUUCAAGAAUUACGACGAGUCCGGCAGUCCGAGGAGGACAACAUGCUUGAAGUAUCUCGUUUUAGCCAAUAUGCUUAUGAAAUCCGGAAUCAAUCCUUUUGAUUCUCAAGAAGCUAAACCUUAUAAGAACGAUCCUGAGAUCUUAGCUAUGACGAACCUCGUGAUGGCGUAUCAAAACAACGAUAUUAACGAGUUCGAGUCCAUUCUGAAACACAACAGGAACAACAUUAUGGAUGACCCCUUCAUCAGAGAACACAUAGAGGAUCUGCUAAGAAACAUCAGGACCCAAGUGCUGAUCAAAUUGAUUGGUCCCUACACUAGGAUUCAUAUACCUUUUAUAUCUAAGGAACUGAACAUUGAUGAGAAGGAGGUCGAGAAUCUUCUGGUCACCUGUAUUUUAGACAAUACGAUCAGUGGGCGCAUCGACCAGGUGAACUCAGUGCUGGAGCUGGCGAGCAGCGCGCGCGGCGCGGCGCGGUACGGCGCGCUGGACAAGUGGACGGCGCAGCUGUCGUGCCUGCACCUGGCGCUGGCCAACAAGAUGGCGUAGUGCCGCGCCCCGCCCGCCCGCCGCCGCUCGCCCUCCCCGCUCCGAGCGCCCACGCCACCCGACUUCUGAUGCAGCGACCACUAGGCAGCGGGCUGCGGGUAUACUAGAAAAGCAUACGCUUCUCUAUAUCUUAGGUUUAUAACGCUACACGAUACAACGAUGUGAGUUGAUCACGCAGUGGAGCCAUCUUGUCACCAUGCGGCAUGUUCAAAGUGCAACCCUACUCACCAACUGCUUUAAGAAUUCAAGAAUUGCAGUGAAUAUGUGACUAGGGCCUUGCACGAGAACGCUGCGGCUUUACGUUUGGAUUAUGGACUAUUGGCGUAUAACAACCACACAUAUGUACAGUGCUAACCUGCAACACAAGAAAAAGAUUGCCUCAUUCGAUGUCGUUCACUUUUCUCGACAGUCGUGUUCCUAGCAUGAAGUUAAUCAAGUAUUUUGUAUUUUAAAUAACUCGUAGAACCAC
Spodoptera exigua (beet armyworm) is the source of this 1942-nucleotide messenger RNA. NCBI's taxonomy places the organism in Eukaryota, Metazoa, Arthropoda, Insecta, Lepidoptera, Noctuidae. The record is from the annotation of a GenBank genome assembly.